AUGAACGACGAUAUCCAAGUUCAACUGGACAUGAUGCCAAGUACGCAAGGAGAUGCUGCUUUGGUACCAUUGCCAGACACUCCAAACAAGUCUUUGGUCCACCCUGUAGCCGAGACCGAAGUUAGGGCAGCAUUCGCCUCUUCCGACAAGCAGGCUUUUCAAGAGCACCUUGCUGAUACAUUUAACGCCAAUGCCAGGUCUACACUGUCUGUAGCUACAUUGCAGUCACCUCAACGCAAGACGACAGCCAAUCUUGAGAGCAAGCCAAUGUCGCCAGAGAAAGCCGCCCUCGCUGCCAUGUUCGACUCGAUCAAAAUGCCACAUCCGAUCUCGCCCUCAAAGUCGCCACGCAAAGCCUCAGGUAGCAGCAUCCUGUCUUCUCCAUCUAAGCAGACUGCUCCCGAAAGUGCGUCAACAGUGUCGUCACUGUUCCUCAACACGAGUUCGUCUUCGACCUCUCCAUCGAAAGUCGGAUCGACCGAUUCGGCUACUUGCCGGCCACACACUCGCGACUCGCCUUUGCGUCGGCCAGUCAUCAUCAGCUCGUCUUCUUCACCUGGCAAAAAAUUGAGACCUACUGAAGUCGAAACUGAAAACGCUUCCACACCUCUGUCGCCUGCUGAUCUUCCCGCUUCGGACGUUAGACAGCCGCGGAUGCGACCUUCAGUGCUGGCGUCGUCCAGCAGCCCAAGCGCCAAGCUCUCGGAUCUGAGUCUGACUUUGGACACUACAGGCACACAAGAGCUACUCUUCAGCCAAGAUGCGAGCUUCCUCGCGGCCACUGCAACCACAGCUGCUGACGUCACGAUCAACGACAGCUUUGACGUUUCUCGAGCAAAGGCACGUAUCAAAUCUUCGUCUGUUACCUCCGUCGCUGCUGCGACAAACACUUCGCCGACCAAGUUCGGCGGUGGCUACAAGGCAAGGCCUCGAUGCAGUAUGGUGCCCGAAGACGCAGUGCCGGACAUCAAGCCGAGCUCUCCUGAUAAGAGGCGUAAUGCGCUGGGCCUGAGAGGGCUCGGUGUUGGACGUGUAGUCAAAAAUGCUGCUGGCGACGAUACGAUUGAGCUCAAUUUGACGGGCAGCUUUAUGGGUAACUCGAGCCUGAUCGGAGGCAACCUUAUGGACGAGAGUGGUGAACCGUCACUAUUGUUCGGAAGUAAUUCAUUUUCGAUCUCGCACUCAAGGUCGCCGAAGAAGGAGACUGCUCAGCAGCCGGAGAAACAGAUCGAGAGGAAAGGCAGCAGCGAUGACAAUGAGGAGGAGGAGGAGGAGGAAGAGGAAAAUUUCGAGAGGGACGCAAAGAACGUGCAGAAGUGGGCAGCGGAGGCUGCGAGAAAGACGCAGCUGGGAAGACGUGUAGAUGAAAAAUCACCCAACAGGGUUUUGAUGUCGUCCAGGACUGCGCUUUCGACCGUCACUCAACCGUCUGCAUCUGGGUCGACUGUCGCUAGGCCAGUAUCACGAAUUGCUCCUCGCAACUCGCUCGUGACGCCAACCGCGAGAACUAGGUUGUUUCAACCUCGCGCAUCGGCGGUGUCGACAAUGAUCACGGCUGAACCUGCCCUGUCACGUUCAGGAAGCGCAUCGAGUGGCUUAUCCGCCACAUCUGCCUCAGCCAUCUCUUGUUCCUCCUCCUCAUCAGCACAAUUGGAUGGUAAGGACUUGGUCAAGGAAGUCAAGACACCCAUGCGUAGUAGGCGCAAAAGCACGUUUACCAGCACACGCCCACCUGUGUCUGGUCCUGCGCGUCGAAGGGAAUCGCUCGCCGCCGCUGCUGUAGUGCAAGCGCAUCCCAUCCCAUCACUUCCAUCUCUAGGACCUGCCACUCCGGGACGCAUGCGAGCCACUUCCACCCCGGUUGCAAACACCUCGCCAGGGACCAGAACGCCCACUGCACCGACGUCAAGAACCAUUUCAAAACCAAGGACCUCGCUAACGGGUCGAAACAGCGCGGUGAAUGCUGCACCACGCGCUUCGGCUCCAGCUACUGCGAGCACUCGUUCUAUUCCACGACCGCGUGCCUCACUCACCUCCACUACUACGCCUGCUGCAUCACGUACAGCUCUCGCCACGACAACCGCAACCACACGCACUCCAUCAGGUCGGACAGCAACAACACGUUCAACAUCUCUUGCCGCACCCACCUCGCGUACUGCCACCAGCCGUUACUCGAUGGCGCCCGUCGAGGCGACGCCUGUCGGAGCCCCAGGGAUAAAAAAGAGUGCAUCUCAGCCGCACGGCCUCGAGACUGGCACUGCUCUCGUAACACCCGGUAUAGCUCGGCCGCAGAGGACGUUGGUUCCACGCGCUAGUAUGAGCCAGAUCGGCAGCGGUGCCACGACGAGUAGUCGAAGCUCAACGCUCGUAACGCCAAGAGCAGCUGCAGGUGGUCAGACGAAUGCGUUUAGCAAUCGAACCACUAAUAGCAGCACCGCUGUAACAAAGAUCUCGACCGUUGGCACCUCCAAGAUCGGAGGUCCGACUACGCAUAAGCCAUCCAUACCGGCGGCGGCAGGCGGAUUUGGAUUCAAAUCUCGUACUUCAGCUGUCUACAUCGGUGCUGCCCGUGAACCAGCUCUUUUGCCGGAUGAUGGAGAUAAGGAGAAUUGA
Molecule: messenger RNA, 2613 nt
Organism: Mycosarcoma maydis (corn smut)
Lineage: Eukaryota; Fungi; Basidiomycota; Ustilaginomycetes; Ustilaginales
Exons: 1
Coding region: 1-2613 (870 amino acids)
Source: RefSeq, a predicted model, not a curated record